ACACGCUUGAAUAGUUUUUUAAACGUUCUUUCAGGUAAAUAGGAAUUAAAAGUUCUGGCGAGAAAAUGAAUCGCGUGUCUUAACCAACAACAAUGAAUAAUUAUGAUAAAUUUAUGCUACGGACGACUCUAACGCAAUGUUAUUAAGAUUGUUGUUUAGCUUGGCUAGGAGCACUGGUUCGUCGUUUAAACGGUGUUGAGAUAGCAUAUAUUGCUUCUAAUAUUACUUAUAAGGAGCUUUUUAAUUAUUGCUCAAGAGCACAUAUACAUUGAUAUUAGACUCGGGGUAAAAAUUGAGAUAGAAAUUUACAGUUGGAAGUGCGAUGUUGAGUUCGCAACAUGCGAGUAUGUGUCAAACUGGCAGCACCGAGUCUGUGCGGAUAAUUGCUUAUUUACCGAGACUUAACUGCUAUUCAAUUAAUUGAUAGUAAAUGUCAGGGCUAAAUCCAGUAUUUAGAAGGCUUCAAAUUUAGCAGGGCUCGUGUUUGUACAAGAACAGUACACAAUAAUCGAGUCCACAACUCCAAACUAACUCCAACUGCGCCAAGUCAUUUUCGUAUUCUCCAGAAAAAUAACGCUCUUGGGUUGACUAGCGAGUCGUGCUGCUGUUAACUUGUCAAAUCAAUCGCUCUACUGAAUCGAUAUUUUGAUAAGCUUCACUGGAUUGCAUUCAAAGCAACGCUUUUGAGAACAAAAUCCAACACUUUAAUGCUUUGAAACCGAUAAUAGGAUCUACAACGGGUUCAGUAGAUAUACGAUUCACCCGACAAAAAACUCGUGGUCACAUCGCCCACAUACUACAACAACACAAAUUCGUCCCCGGCGAGUUCUUCAGAGUCGUUCCAUCCGGCAACACAGGCUUUCGAUCAUUAAAGUUUCUGCUUGGUUGAAGAGGUUGAGCGAGUCUUCUAGGCAUUGCUCAGACGAUUUCGUGAUUAGACACCCAAGGAAGAAUGUGGAAAUAUUUUUUUUCUCUCCUCUCCCGUCGACUCGACUACUGGAUCACUCUAUUCUUUUGAAUCGACUUCCAGGAGGACAGGAAGCCGGAAACUUCCAUGCUGCUGUCUCAACCGAGCCACAUUUUCAAAACAUGACGCACUUUCAUAGCAACCUCCGUCCUUUUCCUCACCUAAAACGAACAGAAAACGUCCUAGCCACAGAAUUGGACGCAGCUGACGAAUAUCAACGGUCGAACGACCGGUUCCAAAGCACGACGUUGUUUUGGUGACGCGGUGUAGAUAGUGAUGGAACGCUCUCUUGGGGAGGAUGUUGUUGUGUUCAUCUGUGGUACACCGGGACAACGCAAUUCAGGCCAUGCGUGUUUUCCUUGAAACAACACACGGGCAGGAGUCCAAACCACUCUUUCCGUUGCCCCUUCAGAUUGAUUUUUUGUGGUAUUUGUGUCAUGUGUGUGCCGAGUAUUUUUCUUUGUUGGCAUUUCAGAGAACAAGCACCUUGAGAGUUUCAGAUAAUUAGUGCAAAAAUCAAUUCUACUUCCUAUGCUAUCUUAUCAUUUGUUUCUAUUUUCGUGUGAAGCUCUAUUAAAAUCUCUAGAAUCCAAAUACAAAAUUUGGUUCCUUGUGUACUUUGCUAGGCAGAAUGACUAGGUCAGAGACUGACUGAUUUUAUUCAUCCUCUCACUGAGGCACCCUUCCAGAACUUCAGAUGGCAAAUGUCUUCGUUCAACUUGUCGUUUCAGACACAGCCACUAGAAAAUCUCAACAUUGUCUGUGUGGAAAAACGCUAUCACAUUCCAUCAUGUAAGAACUAACAGAAGCUUCUGUUACUUUUCCUGAGUCGUUUCCUACCGGCGGUUUAAGGCAGAUACAAUCAGACGGUAAAUUGUCUUUCACUGCACUGACAACAUAUCUACUUGUUGUUCGGCUGCACAGUAUCACCUGGAUCAAACAUAAGAGCCCUUUGGACAAAUUUUAGCCUGACACGGAACUUACUGGCCUGUAUUAUUUUUUCCUUUAGAACAGGUAUGUGAGGGUUUUUGAACUGUUUCGUAUCUCGAAAUAAGAUUCAGGCCCAAAAAGUGUAUUGUAGAGAAUUUCGCUACGAUACUGUCGCAGUCCUUCGGUAGACUGAAGGGCCUCUGAAGGUAUGCCAAAAUGACCUAUGACAAUUCCCUUGGAAAAUGUGCACCAAAUAUAACUUUGUGACGGUUUUGGUUAUUACUUCCUUCUUGAAUUAUUGUGAGCCGAUGUGUAUAAGGCCAAUUUGUGAUCGAGUACAGCUUUUUACUGAAUGUAUAGGAAAUCGGGUAAUCAAACUACAGUGGAACUUCGUCAUGCGGAUACACAACUUGGAGUACAGUUCUGUCGUGACAAAAAAGCUGAAUCUUACAGCUUAAAAUGUAGAUCCUCUAAGUGCUAUUUCAAAGACAUUUUGGGAAAUCUAAGCUCGUUUUCGGCUGCCUGUUGAUCUUUGAGACAUUAGUGAUAUCAUGCGUUGAGUUUUAAGAACUGAACUGGUCAUUAAUCGAGUGCGAUAAAGCCUUUGGCUUUCAACAUAAUAGAAAGGAAGGUAAUUGAAUGCUGUUUCAGGAGCUUCUUCGUUUUUCAGUGGCGAAUGAGAAUCUUGUCUGUAAAAUAAAUUCUUCUUGGCAACGAUUAGGAGGUAAAUAAAGCCGAGAAUUAAAUACCCUGAUUUUAGCCGAUACUUGGCUUCGGCGUAAAGUCAUUGGCAUGAUAUUUCCACAUGCAGUCACCUCGUCAAACUGCGAAACAAUGAAUUCAAGAAAACUGACUGUAAACGUUCCAAUUCCAUAAAAGCGUGUUCUUGCAAAUAUAAGUUCAAAGAUGAGCAUAUUUUCCCUUGGUUUAAUUUUUAGAUAUUGUGAGUUUGUAUGUCCUCUGUUUUCCUAUUAAAGGAAACGAGAAGAAAAAGAAUUCCAGCAGGAGCUGUAUUUGCGUGAAUUUUCACAAUCCCACCCAUUCGAAUGUAAUUUUGGCAAACCAGCUCAAGGUUGGCUGAUUUUUGAUCAAAUUAUACUGUGAAAUAGAUGGAUCUCCGAUGAUUUACUAGACUAAUGAGACUGCUCUAAUGCUCGUGAACAUGAAGCUACCGAGCAAAUCAUAGGUAAGAAAAACUCUCUCACGCAUCGAGGUCAUUAGUUUAAGAAGCUUGGUGUCUUAUCAACUUUUUCGUAAAUGUGGAUGUUUGGAGAUUGAGAUAUCAAGACUUCGUGACUUCGUAUUCGAUAUAAAGCAAUAACCACAUUUACGUUAAUGUAGCUUCAGGAAACCACAUAAAAAGGAUUAAAUCAGUUGAAGUAGCUUGUAAGACUUCCUUGACGAAGAAGUUAAACGGCUGCAGAAGAGAGAAUGUGGUUUCGGUGACGCCCAGCUCUUAGGACAUAGAGACUCACUGAGCUGACCAAUUGUCUUUUAGAACAAUUUAAAUUGCUUUAAAAAUACCAUAGUUGGUUAACAUGAUUUAUCCGAAUCCACAAAUUAGAAAUAAAACGACACAGUCAUUUGGCAAUGCUAUGGAGACCCCAAGGACUGCUUAGCUUGAAACAUGCCUUUGAUGAAUUUCUUGACUGAAAUCUAUUUAGGGAGCUGUAAAUGUUUCAUUCAACAGGUGAUAAAUGGAAAAAAAAAAAAACAUUUAACCAAAGCUGUGUGCGGCUUUUUUUUUUUUUCCCAAACUUAAUUAAACGUUAACUUGUAUUUCAAGGUUGUAAUUCAGCUUGUCAAAUAAAAUUGCUUUCAUCUCUGCUAGCACGCUAUGCAUGCGUCUGAAGUUUAAACACAUUGCAGGGUCGAGUUAUUUAUGGUUUUGUGGAAAGUUAAAAUAAGUCCUCCCCACAUUUCCCUUUAUAACUAAAAUCGAUAGCCUAUAAACCGCAGACAUAAAGGGAGCUAAUUUUGUCUUUUCAACCAGAUACGACGGUUCUGGUGACCUUUACAGGCAUGCUUUGUUAAGCACACCACGCAAGUGAACAAACAUGCCUUAUCUUUAUAAGAUCUGCUUUUGAAACAAAGCAUUCACAUACUUUUAAAGGUAAAAGACAUCAUGAGAAAAUUGAGUAAGUAGAGUAGCUGCUUUCUUCUCAUGUUUUCCCCUUGGGAUAGUUUUUCUCGUAUUUGAACAGAAAUUGAGUAUUCAUGUAUUAUGCACCGUCGGAAUUGGUCAAAAUAUCCUGCAGUUUUCAACGAAACGUAAUGAAUCAGUAAAGAAGCAUCUUUUAAGCGUUUUGAGGCAUGGCUACCCAAUUCAAGCUUUAUAAAUAUCGUUUUUUCUUUUUGAAGACGAUCGCUUUUUGGACUAAACAAAAGCAACGAAUCCGCGAUUUCAGCAUUAGUUAAUUACCUAAUGUACCUCAUUUGCUGUAACUCGUCUAUCUAUCUUUGCCAAUUCCCUACAGUUCCACUGAACCAGACUGAUUGUAAUUCGAAAAUGGCCUGAAUGUGAGCCGUGUGAACCUCUAGCAAAGUAGGAAUGAAUUACAUAUCAGCUUUUAUUCCGAAAAGGUUCCAUUUGGGGUUCAAAUAUGAAUACAAUAGGGCAUAUGUAUUUUUGAUCAAAAUAGUGAUAGGCCAUUGAAUUGAUGUGAAAGCUCAAUGUUCCACUGAAGCCAAAUGGGUGCAAACAGUUAACAUGACUAAUUUAUCACGGAAAGCAAUUUUAUAGUCAGAAUAUAUACCAUACUUAACUUAGACUUGCGAGGAAAAACAACUUUGUUUUCGAAUUCAUAGUCAUGUCGCAGUAUAGCUGGCACCUUUUUGAUAUUUAGCUUGAAUCAUAUGAUGUCGUAAACAUGGGUUAGGUGCGCUGAUAUUGGCUCACAAUACUAUACUGUGUUGUUUGGAUGUUCAAAGUGUUUUAGUUGCCGCCCUUAUUCCAUUCCAUCAUGAAAUGGACGAGAAACAAGCUUUUUACUGAAUCUUUACUGCCCAUGAAUUGCUGAUUAGGCAACUUCAUCAUUGGGUCUUUUCAAAUGGGAGUCAACAGCAUUUGUGAAUUGUAUCGUGCAGGAAAGCAAGUCUUGUCUUUUAUUAUUUCUUUUCUCUGGAUGGGUUUCGUUAAAGGUGCAAUAUUACUAGUGAAAAAUUAAACAAGAAAAUACCAGUAAGGUAAUUGCGUAUCAGGAAGCAGUUUGCGUGCUUUUGAAGUAAGGACACGACUUUAAAAGGGUUAAGAGACGUGAAAUAUCGUGUUGCGUUAGAAUGCUUUGGAACGUUUACAACCAGGGCCCAUCUACAGCGUACCUUGAAAGUGAGACAUUCUUAUCUGAGCAAAUCUGUUUCAGAUUUCUCGUUUAAACAGUUUUACAGCUAAGUCGAUCAGCACAGCGGACUCGGUUGACUGCGACAAAAUGGCGGGCUAUUUUGGUCAUGUCGGAGGACAUGUGCCUCCUUAUUCAGUAGGUGGCCAUGGAUUGAGUCAUCCUGCUCCAAAUAUCGAUUUCUUCAGCCAAAUGGCACCUCCACCAUGCGCUCAUCCACGAAAACAGCGCCGAGAACGAACGACUUUCACUAAAGCUCAGCUUGAAAUUCUUGAAGAGCUUUUCACCAAAACAAAAUAUCCUGACAUCUUCAUGAGAGAGGAGGUCGCCAUGAAAAUCAGUCUUCCAGAAAGCAGAGUGCAGGUGUGGUUUAAGAACAGAAGAGCCAAGUGCCGUCAACUGGACAAAGCCGCCGAAAAUAAACGAAAACUCGAGAAGAAAUCCUCGCCUGGAACAGUUCCUCCUUCAAAAAUCGAGCAAAAGAAAUCAAGUCCUUCGCCUUACCAGCUGCCAAGCUGCAGUGCGAACAUGAAUAACAUGUGGCAGAACGGCCCAGCAUCGACGCCACUAACACACAGUCAAAAUUUCCCAACUCCUCCCGUGCUGACAAACAAUUCUGGUCCGGUGUUCAUGCCUCCCCCACACCCUCCCCCUGCGCCUGCACCUCCGCCGUAUUAUCGACCAAACUCGGACUGUUCUUACAUGUCGUCACCUUACAUGCAUAUGAACAGGCCUGGCGAGCAGGCUUACCCCCCAACACAUAUGUAACGACUGUUUAGGAACAAACGUCUGUAUAUCUUGCUAAGAAGUCGUGCACAAGAGUCGUCUUCGCCGAAGGGAAGAGUAAGAACCGAGUUUCUCACGAAGAUUGCCGAAGAUGUCCGAACGUGACAAGGAGUACGCUAGACAAGCACAUCGAACGUUUGGAUUCGGCAAAACUCCCAAACGGGCAGUUCAUGCUAACUUUAAGAUGGAGUAUUGUAAAUAAGAUUUUAAGCGCACAGCUGUCUCACUAGACGUGAGAUUAGAACAACAACGAUCGCUGUUAGAGUUCAUUAAUACAGAGUUUUAUUGCUAAAGAAAGCAAGAUUGGUCAUUUAUGAAACGAGGAGCUGCGUAUCUGUCAUAGAGCAUCUCAACGGCUGAAGAGUUGCGUCGAAUGCGAGUGGAGGAAUGUGAUAAGAAAUGUAACAAGAAACGGGUUGCUAGAAAGUUAGCAGGGAAGCAUUGUCCUAAAUACGAGUAGACUUUUCUAAUGGUUGUCUUUUCAUCUAAACACGUUCAAACUCUCAAAAGUCACUAACGCUGAGAAAUGCUUUGUCAUACAAUGGGCAAAUUGUUUUCUAGCCAAAUACUUUGUUUACACCAAACACGAAAAAGUGACGAUGAAACAGCAGGAAAAAAAGGAAGAUAACUGAGAUUCGGGAAGGUGGAUAUGGCACAUGAAAUGGCAACUGGCAAACUAUAACGCAACCCUUUAAGUUUUGAUUCCUUCCCAAACCCUUCUCGUUUCAAAAGUGACCAGCAAGACAUAUAUUUUUUUCUUAAUUUUUCACGUGCAUCCUUGUUCACUUAUGUUUAUAUAAAUGGAGGCUUUCCUCCAAUGCAGUUAGAGACGCUAGUACAUUUGCAUAAAUCAAAGCACAUAAACACAUAUCAACGCAUAGUAACUUGUUCUCGAAUUUCCUUAACACAUAAUGAACUCAACGAACCAGUAAUAAAUUAGAAUGAAGGGAUA
Messenger RNA from Orbicella faveolata, 6973 nucleotides. RefSeq lists its product as uncharacterized. Gene Ontology annotation, cellular component: nucleus. The record is from RefSeq and is a predicted model, not a curated record. NCBI's taxonomy places the organism in Eukaryota, Metazoa, Cnidaria, Anthozoa, Scleractinia, Merulinidae. Gene Ontology annotation, biological process: regulation of transcription by RNA polymerase II. Gene Ontology annotation, molecular function: RNA polymerase II cis-regulatory region sequence-specific DNA binding; DNA-binding transcription factor activity, RNA polymerase II-specific.